AUGCUGGGACCAAACCAAACCACAGUAUCUGAAUUUAUACUCAUUGGAUUCUCACCAUUCCCCCAACUUCAGCUGCUGUUCUUUGUGCUCUUUCUGCUGAUGUAUUUAUUCACACUGCUGGGCAACCUUCUCAUCAUGUUGACUGUUUGGCAUGAACGGAAUCUCCAUAAACCCAUGUAUUUCUUCCUGUGCACUCUUUCGAUCUCAGAAAUUGCCUAUACCUUGGCUAUUAAUCCCCGCAUGCUUGCUGACUUAAUCUCCACUCACCACACCAUCUCCCUCUGGGGUUGUGCCAACCAGAUGUUUUUCACCUUUUCAUGUGGCCUCGCUCAUGCCUUCUUGCUCACCAUCAUGGGCUAUGACCGCUAUGUGGCCAUUUGUCAUCCUUUACGCUAUGGUGUGCUUAUGAGCUCACAGGGCUGUGCUUGGUUGGUGGCCUCCUCGUGGCUAAGUGGCAUAGUCAUGGGGCUAGUUAUCACUCUUCCUAUUUUUAGCUUGACCUUCUGUGGACCAAAUGAAAUCCAUCACUUCUUCUGCCAAGUACCUCCAUUGGUGAAGUUAGCCUGUGGAGAUGUCUCAGCAGUGGCCUUAGGGAUUGGGGUGGUUUACAUUAUAGUCCUGCUUGUCUGCUUCCUCCUUAUCCUCCUCUCUUAUAUUUUUAUCGUGGCCACCAUUUUGAAGAUCCCCUCAGCUGAGGGCCGCCACAAAGCCUUUUCCACCUGUGCCUCCCAUCUCAUUGUGGUGGUUAUACACUAUAGUUUUGCCUCUGUUGCACACCUUAAAGCCAAGGCCUUAGAAGCUCUGGAAGGGGAUACUCUGAUGGGCAUUUCCUACAGUGUUCUGACACCUUUCUUGAGUCCCAUCAUCUUCAGCCUGAGAAACAAGGAACUUAAGGAUGCCCUGAAAAAAGUCUUCCUAAGGAAUCUGUGCCCCUCAAGGUUGUGA
This is a messenger RNA of Monodelphis domestica (gray short-tailed opossum), 945 nucleotides long. Its product is annotated as olfactory receptor 10H2-like. Gene Ontology annotation, cellular component: membrane. Gene Ontology annotation, molecular function: olfactory receptor activity; G protein-coupled receptor activity. The record is from RefSeq and is a predicted model, not a curated record. Gene Ontology annotation, biological process: G protein-coupled receptor signaling pathway. Lineage: Eukaryota; Metazoa; Chordata; Mammalia; Didelphimorphia; Didelphidae.